AAGGGCAAAAUCGUAAACAACCAGCAAUUCGCUCUCUUAUAUAAACCCAGCAUUUCGCUGGAAAACCCUAUAUCAUCGAUUGGCGGUUGUGACUCUCCUGUGCCUCGGCUCUCUCUCUCUCUCUAGGGUUUUAGCACUUCCUCCAGGUUCAAGUUGAUAUUUCGUUAUGGGCAAGGAAAAGUUUCAUAUCAACAUUGUGGUUAUUGGCCAUGUUGACUCUGGGAAGUCGACCACCACUGGUCAUUUGAUCUACAAGCUUGGGGGUAUUGACAAGCGUGUGAUUGAGAGGUUCGAGAAGGAGGCUGCUGAGAUGAACAAGCGUUCAUUCAAGUAUGCUUGGGUGCUUGACAAGCUUAAGGCUGAGCGUGAAAGGGGUAUUACUAUUGACAUUGCUCUCUGGAAGUUUGAGACCACCAAGUACUACUGCACUGUCAUUGAUGCUCCUGGACAUCGUGACUUCAUCAAGAACAUGAUUACUGGAACUUCCCAGGCUGAUUGUGCUGUCCUCAUUAUUGACUCUACCACUGGAGGUUUUGAGGCUGGUAUCUCUAAGGAUGGUCAGACCCGUGAGCAUGCUCUCCUUGCUUUCACCCUUGGUGUUAGGCAAAUGAUUUGUUGCUGCAACAAGAUGGAUGCGACCAGUCCUAAGUACUCGAAGGCAAGGUAUGAUGAAAUCGUGAAGGAAGUGUCAUCCUAUCUGAAGAAGAUUGGAUACAACCCAGAAAAAAUUGCUUUUGUUCCCAUCUCUGGAUUUGAGGGUGACAACAUGAUUGAGAGGUCCACCAACCUCGACUGGUACAAGGGUCCAACCCUUCUUGAGGCCCUUGACCUGAUCAACGAGCCCAAGAGGCCCUUCGACAAGCCCCUCCGACUUCCACUUCAGGAUGUCUACAAGAUUGGAGGUAUUGGAACUGUCCCUGUUGGACGUGUUGAGACUGGUAUUAUCAAGCCUGGUAUGGUUGUGACUUUUGGUCCCACUGGAUUGACCACUGAAGUUAAGUCUGUGGAGAUGCACCACGAGGCUCUCCAGGAGGCUCUUCCCGGUGACAAUGUUGGCUUCAACGUCAAGAACGUUGCAGUCAAGGAUCUCAAGCGUGGGUAUGUUGCUUCAAACUCCAAGGAAGAUCCAGCUAAGGAAGCAGCUAACUUCACCGCCCAGGUAAUCAUCAUGAAUCACCCUGGCCAGAUUGGAAACGGUUAUGCUCCUGUGCUUGAUUGCCACACCUCUCACAUUGCUGUCAAGUUCAAUGAGAUUUUGACCAAGAUUGACAGACGUUCUGGCAAGGAGCUAGAGAAGGAGCCCAAGUUUUUGAAGAAUGGUGACGCAGGGUUUGUUAAGAUGAUUCCCACCAAGCCCAUGGUCGUUGAAACUUUCUCUGAGUAUCCCCCACUUGGUCGUUUUGCUGUGAGGGACAUGCGCCAGACAGUUGCUGUGGGAGUCAUCAAGGCUGUGGAGAAGAAGGAUCCCAGCGGAGCCAAGGUUACCAAGUCUGCGGUCAAGAAGAAGUGAAUUGUGCGCUUUGCAGGUGCAAGUGAAGGCCAUCUUCAGUGUGGUUAUAAUAAAGCAUGGGUGGUUGCUACUAGUAUUUUCAGUUGGUCUUUAGUUGUCGUCUUUGUCAGUCAUAGGCUCAAGUUUCCUCCGUCUUCGUGUGGCUGUUCGCAGAAUUGGGUGCUUGAUAGGCGGUGGCGAGCUUACUUGUGUUUUUUCUAGUUCUGUUCUGUUGUCCUAGCUAUGUUCUGUGACUAUCUUUUUAAGCAGCUUUCACAUGCUGCCUGGAUAUUGUUUACUUAUAUAAUAUGGACUUAAUAUUGUGUCA
This is a messenger RNA of Rosa rugosa (rugosa rose), 1817 nucleotides long. Its product is annotated as elongation factor 1-alpha-like. The record is from RefSeq and is a predicted model, not a curated record. Gene Ontology annotation, biological process: translation; translational elongation. Bases 167 to 1510 code for a protein of 447 amino acids. Gene Ontology annotation, molecular function: GTPase activity; translation elongation factor activity; GTP binding. The transcript is spliced from 3 exons. Lineage: Eukaryota; Viridiplantae; Streptophyta; Magnoliopsida; Rosales; Rosaceae.